AUGGAGACUGUUGGCAUAUUGGUAUUCUACAAUGGAAGCUGGGUUCACAAGGAUAACAUUGAGAGUUAUGAAGGUGGCGAGGCUAAAGGCAUAAUAGUAUCACGGAACGUAACCUUUUCUGAGCUUGUUGACCGCAUUUAUAAGAUCACGAAUGCAGAUCUCAACAAAUAUAGUCUCACACUGAAGUAUUCAGUUCCUCUAUCAUCAUCUGCCUAUAAGCACCUAAAGGUUGAAGACAAUGAUGACGUUCAAUAUUUUCUGAAGUACAGCACGGACGUUAUGACCUCUAGAGUAACCCCUUUAUUAGCAACCCUCAAAGUUAUAGAAGGACAUGGUAUUCAUGGCUGCAAUGGCAUUGUAAGCAUUGGGAAUAGCAAUGCUCCCCUUGCAGUUGUUGUGAGAGAUAGGAAUGAGGUAAUUGGGGAUAGUGGAACUGAAAAUGGUGUAACUGGUUUUAAUUGGAAAGAUUGGGUUGAAGAUGUUAAUUUUGAAUGUGUUGAAAACAUAGUCGCAGAUUUUUGUGUACCUAGGAAUGAAGAGGAAGCGUACUCUGCACCAAACGUGCAUCCUCAUCGAGAAAGCAAUUUCCAAGCCUCCAUGGUGCAGGUUACACAAGUGCAAUAUGAAAAUCCGCAACAAUCAAGUUGGACUCAAAUGCAUACAAGCCAGGUUCAUUUGGUGCAUGGUAAGAGUGUGGAAGAUAUUGAUUAUGGUGGAGGUCUUUCUUGCAUAAAUUGGGAAGCAAAUUUUAAGGUUGGACGAGUUUUUCCAAAUAAGAUUGCCCUUAUAAAAACCUUAUGUUUAGCAGCAGUCAGAGGCCACUUUCGAUUUAGAACAGUCCAAUCUGGGAAACGUAGGUUGUGUGUUCGUUGUUGGCAACUUCCUUGCCCUUGGCGACUUUGGGCAUAUAAAGUUGGAUUACAUGAGUUUAGGGUUGUUAAAUACGAUCCAUUUCAUGAAUGUGAUCUAAGGUAUCUUAGUAGUCACCAUCCUCAAACUAGUACAGGAUUGUUGUCUGACUCUGUGAAACGCAGAUUCAAGGAUUCUCGCACCAUUUAUACUGCAGGUGAUAUCAUCAAAGAUGUGCGACAAAAUUUUGGUGUGACCAUAAGCUACUCUAAAGCUUGGAGAAGCCGAGAGUUAGCUUUAAAGAUAAUUAGAGGGUCUGCAGAAGAAUCAUAUGCUCUUCUCCCUUCCUAUUGUUAUGAAUUGGAGCGUACAAAUCCUGGAACUUUGACAUACAUUGAGACUGAUGCAGCCAACCACUUUUUAUAUUUUUUUAUGUCAAUUGGUGCAUGCAUAAGAGGAUUUAAGUGCUCAAUGCGUCCUGUGAUUGCUGUUGAUGCUACCCAUUUGAAGUGCAAGUACAAAGGUGUUUUGUUUGUUGCCACCGCAUUUGACGGAAAUCGUAAUAUAUCCUCUUGCCUUUGGGAUUGGAGAUUUAGAGACGGAUGCGGCUUGGGAGUGGGCAAUAUGAAAGCCUCAUUUAAGUUGAAGAAGCGGGAUCCGAUAUUGGGGUUUUUUGUGCGGGCGGCUAAGUCUUACCGUCUAGCAGAGUUCAAUCGUUAUUUCUCCAUGAUAAACAACGAGCGAGUGCAAACUUAUCUAGUACGUGCAGGGCUCCAUAAGUGGUCUCGAGCCCAUUGUGAUGGACGACGAUAUAAUGUCAUGACAACUAAUAUUGCAGAGUCCAUUAAUUCAGUUCUUCGUUUUGCAAGGAUGCUUCCGGUGGUACACUUGAUCGAGGAAAUUAGGAAUAUGCUUCAGAAUUGGUUUAGUCAACGUCGAGAUUUGUCAAUGAAAUGUAAAUCUAUGUUGUGCCCUGAUUUAGGUGAAAAAAAGUUGAGGAAGAGAUUAGACGCUGCUUCGAGGAUGAAUGGUUAA
Molecule: messenger RNA, 1884 nt
Organism: Prunus armeniaca (apricot)
Lineage: Eukaryota; Viridiplantae; Streptophyta; Magnoliopsida; Rosales; Rosaceae
Source: the annotation of a GenBank genome assembly